Molecule: messenger RNA, 924 nt
Organism: Salvia miltiorrhiza (redroot sage)
Lineage: Eukaryota; Viridiplantae; Streptophyta; Magnoliopsida; Lamiales; Lamiaceae
Exons: 3
Coding region: 1-924 (307 amino acids)
Source: RefSeq, a predicted model, not a curated record
AUGCUGGCCAAAGUGAAUGCGAAUUUGCCCCUCCUUGAUGUGAUCAGAAAUGUCCCGGCGUAUGUUAAGUUUUUCAAAGAGUUGGCUUCUAACAAGAGGAAAUUCAGUGACAAUGAGAAGGUUCUGGUCUUAGAAGUUGCAAACUCUAUCAUGCAGCAGCCCUUGCCACCAAAGCACCGCGAUUCAGGUAGCUUUGUGAUUAAUAUUGAUUUAGGGGAUGGUAAGGAAGCCUCUAGUAUGUUAGAUUUGGGUCUAGCCGAUAGGUCUAUUAGAUAUCCUCGUGGGAUAGUAGAGGAUGUUUUGGUGAGUGUUGGGGGAUUGAUUGUUCCCGUUGACUUUGUGGUUCUUGAGAUUGGGGAGGUGCAUGAAAACGGUAUAGAGCACACACUGCUGUUAGGAAGACCGUUUAUGGCAACCACUAACACUUUGAUUGAUGUUAAGGAUGGAACCAUUAAAAUGACUGUGUUAGGGAAGUCUAUGUCUUUCUCAGUGCAUGAUGCUAUUGAUGGCUUGGUCGAGACAGUAUUUGUGCAGGAGCAGGAGUGUGUGGAAGUGUUUGCAGGAUCAGCCGAUAUGGAGGAGUUAGCUCGAGAAGCCGAAGAGAUGGAACAGGCUACGCUGCCUCUUGAUGAACCUGUGGGGUCCAAGAAACCUGAGUUAGAGCUGAAGAAACUCCCUGCAAAUCUCAAGGAUGUGUUCUUAGAAGAGGAAAAGGAGAAGCCGGUGAUCAUAUCGACAGCGCCGUCUAAGGAGCAAGAAGAUGCGUUGCUAAGGGAGGUGUUUAACCCUGGUGCAGUCGAGCUGUACAAUGAGAAUAAUAAAGAGAAUUUCAGAGUAAACGGUCAUAGCGUGAAGCUGUAUUAUGAGCACCAGAGUCCUCUGAUAGUGGUGGAGUCUCAAGCUCUGCACGAUCCAGAGCUAUGA